Liolophura sinensis is the source of this 2985-nucleotide messenger RNA. Its product is annotated as sodium/potassium/calcium exchanger 4-like. Gene Ontology annotation, molecular function: calcium channel activity; calcium, potassium:sodium antiporter activity. The record is from RefSeq and is a predicted model, not a curated record. The coding region runs from base 12 to 1706 and encodes 564 amino acids. Gene Ontology annotation, cellular component: plasma membrane. The transcript is spliced from 17 exons. NCBI's taxonomy places the organism in Eukaryota, Metazoa, Mollusca, Polyplacophora, Chitonida, Chitonidae. Gene Ontology annotation, biological process: calcium ion transmembrane transport; intracellular calcium ion homeostasis.
AUACACACCCCAUGAUAUGGGGCCACUAUCAUCACCUCCUUACAUCUAUUAGACAUUUAAAUGCGGCAGAAAUUUGCACAGAACCAGGUUACCACCAGUUCCCAACGGAUGCCUUUACCACAGAGGAGAGGGCCCAUGGCGCCAUACUACUACACUUCGUCAUGGUCGUCUAUAUGUUUGUCGCACUUGCCAUAGUUUGUGAUGAUUACUUUGUCACGUCACUAGAUAAGAUAUGUGAGAAACUAGGAUUUAGCGAAGACGUUGCCGGGGCAACCUUCAUGGCAGCGGGAAGUUCAGCUCCAGAGUUAUUUACAUCAAUAAUAGGUGUUUUCAUUACAAAGGGAGACGUUGGUGUCGGAACGAUUGUUGGCUCGGCAGUAUUCAACAUCCUCUUCGUCAUAGGAAUUUGCGGGAUUCUCGUGGGAAAGGCAAUUCCUCUCUCGUGGUUUCCAUUGUGUCGAGACUCCAUCUUUUAUUCCCUGUCCGUCAUUACCUUGAUCCUAGUAGUUUAUGACAGCGUGGUCACGUGGUACGAGUCCUUGGCAAUGUUGUUGUUGUAUAUGUUCUACAUUGUCAUAAUGCGGUUCAACCCAAGUAUCCGCUGCUGGGUCAUGGCAAAAGUUCAAAAACUCAAAGAUCCGGCCGAGUUCCUAGAGAUAAAUGGAACCAUUAUGCAAAACUUUAGCGUCAAAAGAUUUCAAGGAGACUACGAGGUAUUUAAUGACGAUGAUGACGAAGUAUUUGCUACACCACAGCCCCAACCCCAGUCCCAACCACAGUCCCAGCCUAUAGAUAUACCACGCGUGGACGAGUACGCAGCCAACAAUCGCAUUAAGAUUCUAUGCAAGAAGGCCUGUUUCCGGUUUAUGAUGAAGAGAAGUUUCCCAGGACGGACUCGGUUCCAAGCCGCAGCCAGGCUCAUUAUUUCAUAUCGGCGGUUGCUGCUGAAGGAACAGGCCCAGAUGAGGCGGCAACAGUUCAAAGCGGCUGGACAGAGAGCCAGCACUGUCUCCUACACCAAGUCCGUUCGAAACUGGUUUUCAAUGACUUACGAAGGAGAAAACUACGACGCCUGGAUACAUAUACCCAACCCUAGAGAAAGUUACUUAGGUUUCGCUAAGUGGGCACUGACGUAUCCGUUAAGAGGGCUGAUGUAUGUGACCGUUCCGGACUGUAGGAAGAAAAAGUGGGAAAGAUGGUUCAUGGUUACCUUCUUCAUGUCCAUAUUCUGGAUAGCUGUUUUCUCUUACGUUAUGGUUUGGAUGGUCACUCUAAUUGGGUACACGUUCAACAUCGCCGACAGCGUGAUGGGUAUAACCUUCCUGGCUGCCGGUACCAGCAUACCUGACGCCAUGGCCAGUGUGUUCGUGGCGAAGCAAGGUAUGGGCGAUAUGGCUGUGUCCAACUCAAUUGGCAGUAACGUUUUUGACAUUCUCCUUGGACUUUCAUUACCAUGGUUUCUGAAAACAGGAAUCUUCAACGCUGGCACAACGGUGCAAAUCAACAGCAACGGUAUGUUCUACUCCAUCAUCCUACUGUUUCUCACCGUCAUCAUCACGCUUGCAGCCAUCCACUGCUCGGGCUGGAUCCUGAACAGAUGUGUUGGAAUUGUGUGUAUGAUCGUCUAUGGCGUCUACCUGGUAUUCUCUGUCAUGAUUGAAUGUAACGUCUUCGGAUAUGUCAACCCGCCCAUGUGCAAGGAAUGAUGAAGAGUGCAAUGAAGAUGAAUGCGACAGAGUUUGGUCUUCGCUAAGACGAUUUCAUUGGAAGCCUUUGAUAUGUUAGAUUAGCGAGACUGUGAUUGAAAUCAACUAGAUUUUCAAAUUGAAGUACUGGUCAGUCAUCAGACCGUGUGGAAGACAUUAUAGCCACGUGAGGUUACUGUGUGGAAGGGUUCUGCACUCAGGCAGCUGCUGCUAUCCCGCCCAUCUGACGUUAACUGUGGGAUACGGGAUGAAGAGACGAAGACAAAUGCGCAUUUUUAUAUGUUGCCUCUUGAUGCAUUGUCAAGUGUCACAUGGAGAUAUCGCGUUCGUGAACCCGACAUGGAACUGGGAUUAAUCAAACAAGCCAUAAUUUGUGCCAAUGAGUGGAGAUUUUGUUAAUUUUGCCAAUCCGCAGAUACCCGCCGAAUCGUCGAUAAGCGGUGACAACACGUAUGUACAAGUUCACUACAUAUCCAGUGUGACGGUGCACAGUUCAAACCUGGAACAGCAACUUACCGGUCUUCGUAUUCAUCAAACGUCAUGGUCUUUAAUUUAAUUUUCUAAAGAAUUUAUUACAGUUAUAGCCCACAAAUAUAUUUACAACUGUUACAACUAAGCCAUGGAGUCUCAAAUAAUCGAGAUUAAGAUAUAUAUCAGUGUUUUGUUUGUUGGUUAGUGGUUACUCUCGUUACCAGAAACACUAUAUUCCAAGCGCCCGAACUUUUAUCCUUCUGUGUGUGUCUUGCCUAAAUUGAGAAACAUCAAAAGAAUAAUAAUAAUAAUAAAAACAUUUGACGAACAUUGCUGUCUAACCACAUUUGGCAUAUUUGGUACACGAAUGAACACGUUGGAAUGGUGUGAAUGAUGAAGACUGUCUCAAAAAUGGAGGAUUAUCUCCCUUCCCAACUUGCUUAUUUCUUCCUUUAUCAGAUACUGGUCAUAAGGGUUUACUUGUUUACAUGGACAGAAAACACGCUUGAUGUUGACGUGGUCACUUUUCCAGUCUGUAAACGUCAUGGUUUUGCUUGUCCUAACCAACAAUUCUAAAAGCAAUUCUGCUCAUCAUAUAUUGACCAACUAUAUAUUUUUGGUUUUAAACUUUCCUAGAGCUAGAUGCCUUCUCCUCGUAUACAUAUAGUCAGAGCGAUCGAUAAACGUAGGUUUUAGCGAAUUAAAUUCUUUGCUGCAUUAGCAGAUCUCUGUGCUGAAAAAAAAACAAAAAAAAAUGUGAAAAAUGUUAUUGUUGUUGUUGUUGAAACGUUAGUAAAUCCCGUGGCUU